Entamoeba dispar SAW760 is the source of this 573-nucleotide messenger RNA. RefSeq lists its product as uncharacterized. The transcript has a single exon. The coding region runs from base 1 to 573 and encodes 190 amino acids. Lineage: Eukaryota; Evosea; Mastigamoebida; Endamoebidae. The record is from RefSeq and is a predicted model, not a curated record.
AUGAAUCCUCAUCAUGAAGAAUGGUAUUGUCCAGGAAAGGUUAUUAUUGUUAAAGAUAAAAUGCAAGAAUGUCAAUAUAAAUUAUCUGAACCUUAUGGAAAGAAUUUUGAUAAUGAAUUUAAACCAUAUUAUUCACCUAAACAAAUGUUGAAAAUGGGAGUAUUUGAAGGGAAAUACUUAAAUGAUUGUGUGAAUGAGUUCCCAAUUGAAUGGUAUGAUGAAAGUAAAGAUAAAAGGAGUCUUGUUGCUGACCCAAAAUUGAAUUAUUUUGGAGUCAAAUCAAGACAGUCUUUAACAACUUGGAAAAAAAAUGGAUGGAUCCCAGUUUGUAAAGGAGACUAUGACAUCAGGGGAUGGUUUCAGUGGUAUUGUCGAUACUAUAUUGGAAGGAGAGGUCCAUCAGAUCAAAUUCAAAUCAAAAGGUGGAAAGCUUUUAAACGUCAUCGAGGUCAAAUUGAUGCUUCAAUAAAAAAGCUUCCAAUAAACAAAAAACCAAAAACAAUCAAAGAGUUAAAGAAUCAUCGACCAAAACAACGACAAGCAUUAUUACAAUGGAGUCAUUUCUGUUUAUGA